Stylonychia lemnae is the source of this 1080-nucleotide messenger RNA. Lineage: Eukaryota; Ciliophora; Spirotrichea; Sporadotrichida; Oxytrichidae. The record is from the annotation of a GenBank genome assembly.
AUGGAGCCAAAUCAGUAAACUUCUUAAGCACACAAGAAUACUGGUAAACCUACUCUCAGUUCUACCAAUCAGGGAAAGAUUUACUCUACCAAUCAAUCUAAUACUAAUUUGGAGAGUGUUAAUCAUUAGCUGUCAUAGAUGAAUAUCUCCCCAAUCACCUUGAAAAGAAGAAAGUUCAAAGAUAUCUAAGAGAAUGAUUAAGGCAAAUUUCAGACAAUAAAUAACAGUUUUAAAGGUGCUUCUCGCAUGAGAAUGAAGAUAAAUCAGAGUCCAGAUGAUUCCAUAUUGCUAAAUCAAGCCGAGAAGGUUUAUUAGAAGGAUGCUUUUCUUUUCCUACCAAAUGCUAAAAAUUAUAUUAAAAGCUCUGCAACAAUGAACUAAAGUUAUGUAGAUCGCAGUUUUAUGGAUCAGAGUACAAGAUUUGGAGGAAUUGCCUCAGAGUCAAAGGAAUUGAACAAUUAAAGCUUGAGUUUGGACUAAAGUCAUUUAGCAACGAAUGAAGUUGCUGCUGUGACUAAUAUCACUUUCAAUGAUCUGUCAAUGACUUUAGACAAAUCAAAUCUAAUUUAUCCUCAGGAUGAUAAUGAUAGAAGACCAUUUCAAAGAGACAAUGAAAUGAAUUCUUAACAGACUGAUGCAGAUCUUGACUUUAUUAAUGAGAUCCAUGCUACUGAAGAUGAGAGAGAAUUCUUUGCCAAGAUGCACAAGAAAAAUCUAUGGAAGUUCAACUAACCAUCAAUAAGUGAGGGGAGCCUUGAUAAUGGAUGGAAUUGGGAUGAUGACGACUGUCCUGUUAGCUAAUCAGCUCUUGAUAAAAUCAAGGAGGCAAUAAACAACACCUUCAUUGAAAAUCACACUUUCAACUACUAGAUGUCUACAAGCGAUGAGGACUCUUGUGGAUUUGAUAUGGCUGGAGUUUAUCACAAGUAUAAAGAGGAGGAGAUGAAAGAGCAGAGCCAAAGUUAUCUAAAAUUCAAUGAUUUUAUGCCAAUGGAGGAAAUGCUAUUUCCUGAGAUGAGUUGGGAUGAGUACUUAAUCUAACAAUAGAAUAAUCAUGAAUAAAUUUCACCUUGCUAAUGA